AAGAGCCUAUGCCAAAGCCAAACGCUGGUGGUGGCAGUGAGAAGUGAAAAGGCAAAGCCUAGAGCAAAAGCGCAAGACCCAUAACGGAGAACCCCUUUGGUACGGCCCGGCAAGGAGAAAUCAAGCGAAGAGGUUACAACAAGUUUUACUCACAUGGGGUUAUGUGUAAUUGGAACCGUGUGUUUCUAUUAGCCUAGUUGUGCCAUCUUCAGUGUAGUUUUUUUUUUUUUUUUUUUUUUUUUUUUGAAUAGUUUGAGAGAUCUCGUGGUCUUUGAUAUGUCUGAUACAAAGAAAAGCACGGGUGGUGGUAGUACGAGAAACCUUCCUUCAUGGAUGAGUUCAAGAGAGAAUGAUGAUAAAUCUAGUGGAAAGAAACCGACUGGGGAUGGUGAGGGUGAGGAAAGUAAUGAAGGUGAGAAGCCUAAGCAAGCCAAAGGGCGUGGUAAAGGACACAUUGGCACGUCAAACUUAUCCAAACUUCUGGAAGGGGUAGUGUUUGUGUUGUCAGGGUUUGUUAAUCCCGAGCGCGGCAUUUUGCGAUCACAAGCACUGGAAAUGGGAGCAGAAUAUCGGCCUGACUGGAGCUCAGAUUGCACUCUCUUGGUUUGUGCAUUUCCCAACACGCCAAAGUUUCGGCAAGUUGAGUCAGAUUGUGGGACCAUUGUUUCAAAGGAGUGGAUAUCUGAGUGUUAUACACAGAAGAAGCUUGUUGACAUUGAGAGUUUCCUCAUGCAUCUUGGCAACUCGUGGCGGAGAAGCAAAAUUUCUUAUGGAAGUGAAGAUGAAAAGGCACCACCGCUUGGAAAAUCUAAGAAGCUGGUUGAAAGAGGAUUGCAUUUAAAGCUGACUGCCCCUGCAUCCUCAGAGCACCAAGCUUCUAAUACUGCCAAAGAGUGCUUUUCUCCUUCUAAAGUCAAAAGGUGGGCUGUUGAUGAUUUGAGUAGAACCAUCACAUGGCUAGAGAGUCAAGAUGAAAAGCCAGAGCCAAGCGAGAUAAGGAAAAUAGCUGCUGAAGGGAUCUUAACUUGUUUACAAGAUGCCAUAGAUUCUCUUGAACAAAAUCAGGAUAUCCAGCACAUAACUGAGCAGUGGAACUUUGUCCCUCACGUGGUUGAGGAGCUGGCAAAGCUUGGGGGCGCUGGAAAUGAUUUAGCCUCAAUCUCAGAGGAUCUUUGCAGACAAGCCAAGGCCUGUAAACGAGUAUAUGAGAAGGAACUUAGCAAUUUGGAUGAUAGUCCUUCUACAAAGAAGAAAAAGCCUAAGACUGAUGAAAAGAAUGGCAGACCCAAAGCCACCAAGAGUGCAGCAGAAUAUGACAGUGAUGAAACACUUGAGAUGACAGAAGAGGAAAUAGAACUUGCCUACAAAACUGUGGGGUCCAACAUCUGUUAACGAUGACUUAAUUCUCCAUAGUAAUUUUAUUUAGUAAACUCCCGUAUAAUUGUUAUACAACUAGAUGAUGUGACAGUAAAAAUCAGUCAUUUAGAUUGACAUUUUUUUCUUUCACAAGUUCUAAUCUAAGGGUUGACUUUUACUGUCACGUAAUUUUGUUGUAUGAUAAUUGUACAAGAGUCUAUUAAAUUGUAUUACUCAAUUCCAUAUAGGCGAGAAGGAGGUGAUAUUGUUGUAAGCUCAUUGUAAAUGAGUUUUUUAUAUCACCCAUAAAGCCAUAUUUCCCCCU
This is a messenger RNA of Corylus avellana, 1681 nucleotides long. It is a transcript of the gene ATXRCC1, whose product is annotated as BRCT domain-containing DNA repair protein. Gene Ontology annotation, biological process: base-excision repair; double-strand break repair via nonhomologous end joining; single strand break repair. The record is from RefSeq and is a predicted model, not a curated record. NCBI's taxonomy places the organism in Eukaryota, Viridiplantae, Streptophyta, Magnoliopsida, Fagales, Betulaceae. Gene Ontology annotation, molecular function: damaged DNA binding.